Tripterygium wilfordii is the source of this 1522-nucleotide messenger RNA. Its product is annotated as NAC domain-containing protein 37-like. Gene Ontology annotation, molecular function: DNA binding. Bases 280 to 1389 code for a protein of 369 amino acids. Gene Ontology annotation, biological process: regulation of DNA-templated transcription. The record is from RefSeq and is a predicted model, not a curated record. NCBI's taxonomy places the organism in Eukaryota, Viridiplantae, Streptophyta, Magnoliopsida, Celastrales, Celastraceae. The transcript has 4 exons.
ACCUCUCUUCUUUUAUAUCACUCUCUCCACCUCUCUCUCGAAGGAAUUUUUCUUCGUCUUCUUCUCCUCUCUCUCUCUAUCACUUUCUCAUAAAUUGGGGGCCUAUUUUAAUACUUCACAUCUUCUUAUUCUUCCUCAGUACUCUGUCUCCUUCUUCUUCAUUCCUUCUGUCCUCAACCCAAUCAACGCCGCCGCCACCACCACCACCACCAAUACUACUAAUAGACUCAACAAUCCGGUCGACGCUCACAGUGACGGCAGUAACAGCCAGGGCUUAUCAUGGAGCCAAUGGAAUCAUGUGUUCCUCCUGGAUUCCGGUUUCAUCCAACGGACGAGGAGCUAGUUGGAUACUACCUAAGGAAGAAGGUUGAGUCACAGAAGAUCGAUCUUGAUGUUAUUAGAGACAUUGAUCUUUAUAGAAUUGAACCAUGGGAUCUACAAGAGAAAUGUCGGAUCGGGUACGAGAAGCAGAGUGAUUGGUACUUCUUCAGUCACAAAGAUAAGAAGUAUCCGACCGGAACACGAACCAAUAGAGCAACCAUGGCAGGGUUUUGGAAAGCAACAGGAAGAGACAAGGCUGUGUAUGACAAAUCAAAGCUGAUUGGGAUGAGAAAAACACUUGUUUUCUACAAAGGAAGAGCACCAAAUGGACAGAAAAGUGAUUGGAUCAUUCACGAAUACCGUCUUGAAUCCGACGAGAAUGGACCACCCCAGGAAGAAGGAUGGGUGGUUUGUCGUGCAUUCAAGAAAAGAACAACUGGGCAAGCCAAGAGCAUUGAAGCCUGGGAUUCAGGUUACUUCUAUGAUGAAACAAGUGGAGUAAGUUCUGUAAUUGACCCAAUUGACUACAUAUCAAGGCAGCAGCCACAGAGUACUUUUUUGGCUCAGAAUUACUUAUGCAAGCAAGAAAGAGAACCAGAAAACUUGAGCUUCAUGCACCAGCCAGAUAGCUUUGUACAGCUACCUCAGCUUGAGAGCCCAUCUCUGCCGUUGAUGACGAGGCUGUCAAGCUCGAUAUCUCUCAUCUCAUCAUCGGAGAAUAAUAAUAAUAACAAUAACAAUGAAGAACAUGAUCUUCAAGAACAGAUGAAUAGAGGUUGUUAUGAUAAUUACAGCAACAAGAACAAAGUGACUGACUGGAGAGCUCUAGACAAGUUUGUUGCAUCUCAAUUGAGUCAUGAAGAUCAAAGAUACGAUGGGGGUGGCGGUGGUGAUGGAGUUUCAAGCUUUGGAGCACAUAAUGGUAAUGAGAAUGAUGAAAUGGCAGGAAUCUUGUUAUUGCAGACUGGUUUAUCAAGAGACGAAGGAAACAAUGAGCAGUUCAUUACUGAGUUGUUGAGUUCAAGCUCGGACUGUGAUAAUAUUGGUAUCUGCGUAUAUGAUAAAUGAAGAUAUAUAGAUAUAUUAUUUAAGGAUAUAUGACGAGGGUUUUAUGAUUUGUAGUAUACUAUGAAUGUUUGAAGAAAUUUUCGUUUGUAAGAAUAUGGUUUUGAAUAAGUGCAGAAACUCCCCUUUCUCUCUA